AUGGAAAAUUUAAACAAACACCUCUUUAUUGGAACUUCAAAAGAAAAAUUUUACUAUCACAACACUUUAUUAUGUUUGGUUCAAUCACUUCAAGAACAAAACAUUACUGUAGAUCUGCGUAAUGAUGCAUAUGUUUGCGGGACUGUCGUUUCUGUUGAUGGAUUUAUGAACAUAUCGUUUUCUCAUGCUGUAUAUUGUGAUACACACGGAAAUGAGUUCUCUUUUGAAAAUUUGUUUGUGCAAUCACGUAAUAUCAGAUACGUUCACGUACCGGAAAAUAUAUCAAUAUUGGGUAAUAUAAAGGAAGCAGUGAAGAAAGAUAUUAAAAAGAAAUCAUCUGAAACACCCACUGAGAAGAAGUCCAGAAAGGCUAAAAAGGCACUUCAACAACAUAUGCAAAUUGUAGCAUCACUGGAAAAUACGAAAUAA
Messenger RNA from Parnassius apollo (apollo), 429 nucleotides. The record is from the annotation of a GenBank genome assembly. Lineage: Eukaryota; Metazoa; Arthropoda; Insecta; Lepidoptera; Papilionidae.